Molecule: messenger RNA, 258 nt
Organism: Paramecium octaurelia
Lineage: Eukaryota; Ciliophora; Oligohymenophorea; Peniculida; Parameciidae
Source: the annotation of a GenBank genome assembly
CCUUGAUUAAAUGAUUGGCUUCAAAAAUUAUGGGUCUUAGUCAUUAAUAGUUAUGCAAUCAUUCAAACUAGGUUUAAUUAUUGGCAAGAACAGGUGUUUUUUUGAAGUUCUAUUUUUAAGAUGGCAGAAAGUAGAUGAGGAUAGCUUAGACGACAAGAUGGAGACUGUUUAGCUUUGUAGUUUAAUGGUUAUGGAGAGUAUUAUUGGAAAGACUGUAAGAUCUAAAAUAUAAUUGGAUUGAUAGACAUCUAAUUUAAA